AGCCCGAGACACCAUUUGGCACGCGGGGUUUCCAAGGCCCAACCCGUCCGAACCCCUUCCGAUCCCCUCCUUUCCAUGCGGUUCUCAGCCCUCGAGGGGGGGCUCGAGGAUUUGGAGGAGACAUGCUGCCGCCGCCAGCUCAACACGCCGCCGUCCGACUCCUCCUCAAGACGCCACCGCCUGACGCCUCGACGCUGGCGUACCUCCUCCGCCCAACGCCUUGACGCCGAUUUCUUCCAGGCUGGCCAGUUCGAGACCAAGGGCGAGCGACAAGCCGAUCAUCGUCGACAUGGAAGCGGCCCUGCGUGCGGUGGCAGGGAAGUUGGCUGUGUGCCGGGUCCUAUCACCAUACCUAGUCAACCACAAGGCGGUCAUCAAUGACCUGAGAGGACCCUGGCGGCUUCACAGCGAUGCCGUGGGCCAGCGGGUCACCAGCAAGGACGGACGCUUCAUUAUCACCUUCUCGGAGGAUGGCGACCGACAACAUGUGCUGCGAGUUGAAACUUGGCAUUUCAGGAACAAUGCAGUGCUGCUCGCAGAGUUUGAUGGAAAACGGCAACCCCGCCGAUGUGCCCCUGGACUCCUUCAAGGUUUGGGGUGCAAAUCUGCGACUUGUCGGUGCCGAUCAAGACCGAGGAGAUGGGCCGGAUCCUUGGGGACAAGCUCGGUAUGGUUCUGGCGGUGUCGCAUCGGAACAAGCAGAUAGUCGACGAGCAUCUCCGAGUCCACGUCAUUCACCAAGUAGACGAGCCACUCAAGAAGACCGCGACAUCAUCCAUGUUGGAAGCACCGAGGAGAUUCAUUUUGAUGUUAAAUAUGAAAAACUCCCUAAUUUUUGUUUAUGUUGCAGUAUUGUGGGACACACUACGGCUAAAUUCUGUAGCAUACCAAAAGUGUUGCGCAAGGCGAACUACUCCACUGGCAUCAAGGCGCCGCCAUUCUGGAAGAAAAUCCAACGGCACCUCGACUUCGAGGGGCUGUUGGGUUCCCCUGAUCAUGAGGAUUCUUGGAAGAAGGCCAAGCUGCUAGACAAUGUGAUAACUGUGGUCACUACAGCAGUGAAAAAUCUGUCUGUGGCGGCUGCUCCGCUGCUUGCUUCAUCGGAUGGGGCUUAGACUGCUUCAGCAAGCACGGAGGCGCAGGUGCUAGGAGUCCCCCAGGAGGGGAGGCUUGUGUUGGCUGGAUCCGGCUCAAGUGUGGCCAAUGAUUUGUCUCAAUCAAAGAAGCAAGCUGGAACUGCUAUGGACAGGGUGGCUGAUCUCAACACCAACAUGAUCGACUCCCUGCCUAUGGCUACUUUUAGUCUCCAAGAGGACCAACAUGUGGGUGUUGCGGACGGAGAGGUUGAUCCCUUCACCAGCUCGGUCAGUCUCCUACCAGUGGUUGUUGCUGGUGCACAAGAGGAUUAUCACCGUACACUGGUGCGCUUCCUCGAGCCGGUUCGACCAUCACAGGAGGACAGGUCGGUCCUCUGCCUAGCCGUAUCUUGGGCAAGCUCCAGGAGGUUCAGGAAGGACCGCCUGGCUUUGCUGCUACUGGAGCGCUUGUGGCGGCUAAUGUUGGUGGCGCUCGUCAAGGUACUGGGCGCCCUAUGGUUGAUGCUUCUGGAGCAGAAACUAUAUGGGGGCACUGGAAGAGGUAUCAUAGAGAGGAGAUGAAAGAGCGUGUUAAGGUCCAGUACGCAGGCGUCAAACACGCCAAGUUUGGGGUUGUUACUCCCCCGAACAGUAUGAGCGACCUCUCGAGCCGUAAGGUUGCUUUCGCCACCAUCCUUCAGAGCACUGCUAGAAGUAAGAGACGCUUCGCUGAGGAUCAAGAAUUCUUUAUCAACAUGAACAAUAAUAGUUUUGAGAGUCUAGAAUUUAGGGGCUCUGAUGAUGUGAGUGUGUCAUGUAAAAGAGUGUGUGUGUUGAGGCUCAUCUAGGUGUUGAUGGGUUUGUAACUCAUGUAACUCAGCAAGUUGAUGGGGGUGAGGAGGUCUUAGAGGAUAGGAGAGAGUUUGUAGGUGAAGAAAAAGAGGAAGGUCCCAACCUUUAGGAAGCUACCGGCCCUGGGGCUGCCGGUCAACUAACGGGCGCGCAUGGUGACGCCCGUCAGGAGCCAUGAAAAUGCUAAGCUAGAACUGUCGAGGCUUGGGUCAACCUUGUACAGUUCAAGAGUUGGUGUGCCUCAAUAAGACGCACAUACCCAAUGUUGUCUUCCUUUCAGAAACAAGAAAAAUUAAAAGAC
Triticum aestivum (bread wheat) is the source of this 2229-nucleotide messenger RNA. RefSeq lists its product as uncharacterized. NCBI's taxonomy places the organism in Eukaryota, Viridiplantae, Streptophyta, Magnoliopsida, Poales, Poaceae. Bases 411 to 1115 code for a protein of 234 amino acids. The record is from RefSeq and is a predicted model, not a curated record. The transcript is spliced from 2 exons.